This is a messenger RNA of Agrilus planipennis (emerald ash borer), 2814 nucleotides long. It is a transcript of the gene SMC6, whose product is annotated as structural maintenance of chromosomes protein 6. Lineage: Eukaryota; Metazoa; Arthropoda; Insecta; Coleoptera; Buprestidae. Gene Ontology annotation, cellular component: Smc5-Smc6 complex; site of double-strand break; nucleus. The coding region runs from base 1 to 2769 and encodes 922 amino acids. The record is from RefSeq and is a predicted model, not a curated record. Gene Ontology annotation, biological process: double-strand break repair via homologous recombination. Gene Ontology annotation, molecular function: damaged DNA binding; single-stranded DNA binding. The transcript has 16 exons.
AUGGAGGCACUGACGUCAGCUUGGGAGAGGAAGCGCGAUGCUCGCGGACCAUUCUUGAAGACGAGGUCGCUGGAGCUAGUGGAAGAAGAUAGGUUGCGUCUCGAAGAAGACGUCCUAGGGCAUGAGCUAACUGUCACAAUAAAUACAAGACUAUCUCUCAUCUCGUAUAUUGACUAUUUAAUAGGUGAAGUCAUUUCCACACAAUCCAAAGAAGUACAGCGUAUAUGCCUGAAUUUGAAUAUACAAGUGGACAAUCCCGUUUGUAUUUUAAAUCAAGAUAUAUCGCGUAACUUUCUCAACACAGCCGAUACAACACAAAAAUUUAAAUUAUUUAUGCGAGCCACUCGCUUACAAGCCCUUAAGGAAGAAUACAACCAAAUCAAUGAAAAUAAGACUGACGCAUUGAGGUUAAUGCAGAGCCACGAAGAGGUUCUUAGAACGCUAAAAGAAAAUAUUGAACAGCUACAACAGAAACUUGAAAAUCACCAAUCUAUCGUUAAAUUACGACAAAAGCUUUCAUCAGUGCAACAAGAAUUACUUUGGGCAAAAGUGCGGGAUUUAGAACAAGAAUUGCGAAUUAAAGAGGACGAAGUUGAGAAAAUUCAACGAGAAUUGAGAAAAAAUCAAGAUGAAGUUGAUUCUUACAAUCAAAGAGAUCAAUUGGUUCAAGAGGAAAUCAACUCAACCCAUAAUAAAAUAGCUGCACUGCAACUUACAAUUGAGGAGCAGACAAGGCCACUUUAUCGGGAGCAGGAAUUACUUGAGUCCUUGGAAAGAACUAUUCAAGAAAAUACCAGGGAAAAGAAUAUUCUCGAAUGCGAUAUUAGAAAUAAAAAUUUGGAUUAUCAAAACUUGCAGCAAGAAAUUACUAAGAUAAAUGAAAAGUUACCUCAAAUUGAAGAAGUUAAAGCGAAACGUCUUAAAGAGCUGUCAGAGAUGGAAAAAAGAAUGAACAGUAUGCGAGACCUUUUAAAAACUACCCAAAAUGAGAAGUUUCAGUUGCAAAAUUCUAUAAUGUACAAACAAGAAGAAGACAGUAAUUUAAAUGCAGAAAUAGUACAAAUAGAUAAACAGAUGGGUUCAUUACAAAAUCGAAUCACUUCAAUGAAAACGGAAUCGAACAAUCUGGUACUGUAUGGUCGAGAUAUGCCUAAAAUAAAGGAAAUUAUUGAGAGACGCAGAAAUGAAUUUCAUCAUAUGCCGCGUGGACCAUUAGGCUCUUAUAUAAAACUUCAUGAUAAAAAGUGGGCAGUAGCGGUUGAAGGAUUUAUUGGAAGUAGUAUUUUGCGGGCCUUUGCAGUGGAUAAUCAAAAAGAUAAUGCGCUACUAUUGAAAAUUUUUAAUGAAUAUUGGACAUCUGGUUCCCAACCCACAAUAAUAACCAGUAAAUUUUUUUUCCAGGUUCAUGAUGUCUCUAGAAAUAUCGUUAAAUGUGGAAAUAAUUGUAUUAGUAUCUAUGAGUCAGUAAACAUUUCGGAUCCUGUUGUGGCUAAUUGCUUAAUCGAUCAACUGGGCAUAGAAAGUAUUAUAUUACUUCCCUCCACAGAAAUUGCAAUCGAAUUGAUGGCAAAUGCACGUAAUGUACCUGAGAAUUGUCGCCAAGGUGUGACCAUUACAGGUGAUAAAUAUUAUCCUGACCCCAACUAUAAAAUGUAUAGUUCUCGCUAUAAACACGCACAAUAUCUGCAAGUCAGCACAGGUGAUAUGAUAAGGCAGUUGGAAACGCAGUUACAGACACUUCAAGAAAAAAUGAAAUCAACAGAAAUUCAGCAGAAACAAAUAAAUGGUGAAUUAAAACAACAAAGACAAAAAAUUAAAGCCCAGGACAUAAAAAUCACAAAAUUAAAUCAGGCUUUAACGUCGCUUAAAGAAAGAUAUGAUGAAAUUAGGGAGACUGAAGAACCUGACGUAACAACUGUUCAUGAACUGGAAACUGAACUUAAAGAAUUAGAAAAAGCUAUAGAACAAAGAAAAAAAACAGUUGAACACAUUCAAAAUAAUAUAAAUGAUUCGCAGAAUAAAUUAAAAGAAACAGGAACGAAUUUAAAGAAGAUCAAAGAAGUUCAAAGAGGAUUCGAAGACAGGCUAACGCCAUUAAAGCAACAGUUAGCUAAUAUGAAGGCCGAACGUAACGAAUCGCUGGUAAAUAUACAAUGUACAAAAGAAAGAUUAAACGAAUAUCAAGCUAAGUACAAAUUAAUUCAAUCUGAAUACUUGGCAACAAAAGCAAAUGUGAAUAAGCACAUAGAACAAGCUGCCGCCUUAGGGGAAAGACUUAGCAUAUUAAGAGAUGUUAAUGAAAUAAUGAGUGAUAUGGAUAAAAUAAAUCAUAUUAUGAGAAGAGUAGAGUCUAGUGUUGAAGAACCUGAAUAUAUUCUACAAAAAAUUGAUGAGGCAACAAAAAAGCACAAUCAGAACUCCGAAUUACUAGAUGCUUUAAGAAGUGAUGUUAAGCAGCUGCAAAUAGCUUCUGAAAAGAGAAAAAAGAUUUAUAAAAAUAUAGAAAAUUAUUUUAAAAGUAUAUUUUCUAAUUCUUUUCUACGUUUUCUUCAAUUACGACAGUUUAAGGGUGAAGUAGAAAUUGAUUUCAAGAACAAAACAUUAAACCUUAUAGUUAUUCCUCAGCAAGGGUCACAAGGAUAUACUUCGACAUCGAAUCUUUCUGGUGGAGAAAAAUCUUUUUCUACAGUUGCCUUUCUGUAUUCUUUAUGGCAAUGCAUGGAAUUUCCUUUUUAUAUUCUCGACGAGUUUGAUGUCUUCAUGUCAUAGAUAAUGGGUAAACCAAAACCUAAAGUCGCUUAUUGCCGACAAAGU